GAGAGUUCUUAAAGGUUUUGAGUAAGUUUCCUUUGAGAUUAAUAAAGAGAGUUAUUCUUUAUUUUUGAGUUCUUAUACAAUCUUUUAUAAACUUGAAUGAGCAAAAAACUGUGUGGAUGUACUCCAGUAUCUGAAGUUAAGCUAUACUAUUCAUAAAGCUUUUGUUUAUAGAUUUGCACACUCUUUAAGUCAUAAUGGCUGCUCUGUUUCUUUAGACAUAGAUUUAGCACUCAUGUCUUCUAUGAUCAAUCCUGUUUCUGAACUUCUUAUUAUUGUACACAAUUCGUUUGCCUUUUUUGUUCAUAGAUUUACUCUAAUGGCUAUGUCUCUUUUUUAUUACUAUUAUUAUUGUUUCUUCAUUUAAUAACUGUCGGUAGGGUACUCACAGAUCAAAAACACGACAACGUUUAAGUAUCAAUCCGUAUAAUCUAAAAUCGUCGUCUCCGGCGAUGGGUUUACACAGACUGAGACUCGCCGCGGCGGUUCCUGUAACCGUCGUCUCCACAUUCUCUUCUCGCCUCUUCCUCAAGCCAGGUUUGUUUUCCCCCCAUCUUCAACCACGUAGUAAGCCUCUCUUAGUCAGAGCCUUCUCCGCUUCCGCCGCCGUACAAGAUAUUCCGGCCACUCAGCCUCAGUGGAAGGCGUCGAUUGAUUUCAAAUGGAUAAGGGAUAAUAAGGAAGCAGUCGAAAUCAACAUCAAGAACAGGAACUCCAAUGCUAAUUUGGAUGCUGUCCUUGAGCUUUACGAGAACAUGGUCAAUCUCCAAAAGGAAGUUGAGAGGCUUCGUGAGGAAAGAAACAACGUUGCAAAGAAGAUGAAAGGGAAGCUGGAGCCAUCUGAACGUGAGAGACUAGUAGUAGAAGGUAAAACUCUCAAGGAAAGUCUUGUGUCUCUGGAAGAAGACCUCGUGAAGCUUAAAGAUGAGCUGCAACAUGUAGCACAGUCUAUACCCAAUAUGACUCACCCUCAUGUUCCUGUUGGAGGAGAGGAUUCAUCGGCAGUUAGAAAGGAGGUUGGUUGUCGACGUAAGUUUAGUUUUCCAAUCAAGGAUCAUCUUCAGCUUGGGAAGGAUCUUGAUCUCAUUGAUUUUGACUCUGCUGCAGAGGUUAGUGGUUCGAAAUUUUUCUAUUUGAAGAAUGAAGCAGUUUUAUUGGAGAUGGCCCUUCUUAAUUGGACAUUAUCACAAGUCAUGAAGAAGGGUUAUACUCCCCUGACCACCCCUGAAAUCGUGAGAUCUUCUAUCGUUGAGAAAUGCGGUUUCCAACCUCGUGGAGAUAAUACUCAGGUGUCAUCACUUGUGUGUUUACUCUGUUUGACAAGUAAACCUUUUUGUUUGUUGUGUUUUUUUGCCAAUGAUGUUUCAAUUCUUCUGUAUAGGUUUAAUCUAUAGAUGGAACUGACCAAUGUCUCAUUGGUACCGCUGAAAUCCCCUUAGGAGGAAUCCACAUGGACUCUAUUCUUCUUGAAUCAACAUUACCUUUAAAAUAUAUAGCAUUCUCUCAUUGCUUCCGUACUGAAGCAGGUGCAGCUGGCGCCGCCACCAAAGGUCUUUACCGCGUUCAUCAGUUCAGCAAAGCAGAAAUGUUUGUCAUCUGCCGACCUGAAGAUAGUGAAUUCUUUCACCACGAACUCAUUCAGAUUGAAGAGGAUUUGUUCACUUCUCUAGGAUUACACUUCAAAACACUGGAUAUGGCCACAGCGGAUUUAGGCGCUCCAGCUUACCGUAAGUUUGAUAUUGAAGCAUGGAUGCCUGGUUUUGGACGAUUUGGCGAGAUAUCAAGCGCAUCGAACUGCACGGAUUACCAAAGCCGGAGAUUGGGAAUACGAUACCGCCCAUCUGAACCACUUCAGACGGGUCCUAAGAAAGGCAAAGCGAACCUUCCAGCUACUAAGUUUGUGCACACUCUAAACGCAACGGCGUGUGCGGUCCCGAGGAUGAUGGUGUGUUUGCUGGAGAAUUACCAGCAAGAAGAUGGAUCCGUGGUGAUCCCUGAGCCUCUUAGGCCUUUCAUGGGAGGCAUCGAACUCAUCAAACCGAAGCUCAAGUAGUUUUGAUGAUUAGCUCUUUGCAGUUCUUACUGUUAUUCCUCUUGUACUUGAGUUUGUUCAUUUUCACAGGCACUGAGUUUUGUUGUGUUUUUUUUCAUUUUAUGCAACUCAAAACACACCAUUCAUAUUAU
Messenger RNA from Camelina sativa (false flax), 2181 nucleotides. NCBI's taxonomy places the organism in Eukaryota, Viridiplantae, Streptophyta, Magnoliopsida, Brassicales, Brassicaceae. The record is from RefSeq and is a predicted model, not a curated record.